Molecule: messenger RNA, 1782 nt
Organism: Peniophora sp. CBMAI 1063
Lineage: Eukaryota; Fungi; Basidiomycota; Agaricomycetes; Russulales; Peniophoraceae
Source: the annotation of a GenBank genome assembly
AUGGUCCCGACUGGCGAUCAUGCUGCCGACACGCACUCGACGGAAAAAGCUCACGUCGAUGCUGGCAACUCGAACCCACAGGUGCAACUCGGUAAUACGAGGCUGAUGCCGACGGACCGUGGCGAUACUCGAAGCGCAUCUCAGGGACGGUUGGAAGAUAUUGAACAACUUGGACGCCGUUUACAACGUGCCGUUGGGCUUGACGACGCGCACAGUAGCCCCCUGCUGUCAUUGCCCGACGAGCUUAUCGUGAAGAUCAUCCGUCGCGUGAGAGAAUCGAACGUGAUCAUCGAGAGAAGCACGCAGAGUCGUCUCUCCCGGCCCGUCCCUUGGAACGUCACCGUCACGGUUUGCCGUCGACUCAGGCAGAUCGUCGCUGGAUCCCCUUCGCUUCACACACAUCUGUCCAACGUAUUGCAUUCGACGUAUUACCUUGAUCUAUCCAUCGUUCGGUCCGACCCUCUUCCUUUGAACCUCUACAUAUCGGAACCCUCUCAGUACGGAAUGGAUGAAAUGCGGCAAUGGACGAAUGGCGUUCUGAAAGUACACGGUCAUCGCAUCGAGUCAAUCACCUUUCAGACCUCCCGCAGCAAUCUCUCCGGAGUGCCCGACUGGCUGAACCAUACACCUUGUUUAAGGUCGCUCUCCUUGCACUACGAUGUCGACCACAAUAGCUCUGGAACGAUCAAUGCCACGGCUGAAUCGAUUCUAUCCGCCAUCUUCGCGGCGCUCACGACCAGCACCAAGCCCAAGGUAGAGCAUGUGGCUUCGCUGUGUAUCAACGGGCCACUGCCUCCAUACGGCGUCAGCGCCGGGGUUGUGUAUCACAACCUCACGGACCUCUCCUUGAGGAACGUCAUUUUCAGUUUCAUCAGUGACCCUGGCCUCUCGAUCAUCUUAUCUCUCACGACGAGGCUUGAGCGCCUUACCUUGCACAAUGUGUGCCCCGUUGACAUAUCCAUGAACCCAUCCUUCAUGCUUGUGAGCCCGCAUCCUCCAUUGGCACUUCCGAGUACACUCCGUGUGCUCGACUACUCUGGCUCAAAACACCCGGAAUUCGUCUUACUCGAAGCAUUCAUUCCGAACACAUCUACGCGCCUCAUCAUCACCUGCACCGACGAGAUGAGGAGAUCUGUUGUUCGAAUCAGGCGCGUUCUGGAGCUUUGGAUGGGUCCAGGCCGUCUUACUAAGGCGGCCACGCUACAUAUCACCAACAACGGGGUAAAUAACCACGUUUCGUAUGCACAGGUGAAACUGUCCCUAUGGAGCGCCUGCGACGAGGAUAUGACUUGUCCGCCGGACAUCGAAUACAACUUUGACCGCAUGGAAAUCGGGGGCAACUCGUUGAUGUUCUUGCCGGACAUGAUGAACGGCCCUUCUUAUGAAGGUUUGCAGAGGUUACAUGCCAAAGUGGACGAUACCACGUAUUCUCUCCUCCAGAGCUGGAGAGUCGGACAUCAUCUGCAGACUCCACAUCUGCGCGACCUCAGCCUCCUUCCCAACCUGGCUUCGGAGCCGCAUUUCUCACUCGAUGUCUGGUUUUUUCGCAGAUGGCUUCACUCCCGUUAUGCCACAGGCAAUCUGCUUCAUACGCUGACCAUCUCUUCUGAGAUGGCUGACGCACUGGACGGGUUGGGAGAAUCGCGACCUCAACCCUCCUGCUCGGCUCCGGUCAUAAUGAGAAGAGAGGACUUUGACGAGCCGCCACCCGAAACGCUUGGAGAAUCGCCGUCGUGGAGGGAUACCGUUUCUGAAGUAGUCGUGGUCAACUUGGGACCGUGA